Anopheles merus is the source of this 511-nucleotide messenger RNA. RefSeq lists its product as uncharacterized. The record is from RefSeq and is a predicted model, not a curated record. NCBI's taxonomy places the organism in Eukaryota, Metazoa, Arthropoda, Insecta, Diptera, Culicidae. The transcript has 2 exons. Bases 118 to 498 code for a protein of 126 amino acids.
CGCACCAGCACGGUUCAAUCUCGUCGAAAGUGAUCAGGAAGAAAGUCAUUCCGCGUGCGUUCGUGAUCGUGCAUUUCACCAUUCUUCCAAGGCUGCCCCAAAACAUCAACCGUAAGAAUGGACCGUUGUUGCCUGUUUGUGAUGGGAUUUCUGUGGAUCGUCACCCUACAUACGAGCGGUGCGAACUUGUUGAACACGAACCAGGAUCUGGUGGUGCAGUUCGGAACGUACGAUGCAAUGUUCCAGCAGUGCUUCUACCAGAAGCUUUACUCCGGCAUGAUCAGCCCGCAAAGUGUGACGUUUAACAAUCCGGCGGCGAAAGCGAUCAAGUACGUUAUUGUGGAAUCGGAUCAGAAGAUUGAUCUUGGCGGUAUAGCGGCCUCGAUCACGGCGGGCACGGUCGGUGACAGCAAGGCGAUCACGGUGCAGGUAAACACCUCGCCGAACACGAUCAAAUUCCUGAACAAUUUCACGGUGAAAAUGUACUGCGAGAAAUAAAGUAGUUUGUGUA